CUGAAGCUGCUUGUGUGUCGUUGUCUCUCCUCUUAUAAGAUCGAAAGUUGAAUUAUUGUUGAUCAGUUAUAGUAUUACUUAUUGAGUACUAAAACAUUGCUAUUUGGACCCCUAUUUUCUGUGUUUUUAUGUACUGUUUUAUUUUUUAUAAAUAAUGACAUUUUAAAAUUAUUUUUUUGAAAAGUGGUUUGAUGUGAGAAAGCAAGAAGUGAAUACGACGGGAAGGAUUUUACUUUGAUAUUGCAAGCAGUAUCAAAGGAUCAAAAUGGCAUUGUGGAGGAUAAUGACACUCGCCUUUGCCACAUCAAUCUUCGCCGAAGCAAAAUGGUAUCACCAUCAAAAACGCGAAACAACGACUAACAUUUGUGAUCCCGUGUACAACAAUACGAAUGCCAUACAGUGCUACUGUACUCCGAGUCGAAACAAAGAUAUGGUGCAAAGUGCUAGCUGUCACCUGUUAAAAAAAGACGUCCUUCGAGACGACAAAACUUGGAACAGUUUUGAAGUCAUAAAAGAUACCACCAAACUAACAAUCUCCAACACAAGAGGCAUCGCAAUCCCAUAUAUUCCAACAUAUGCACUCACGUUCUUGGAUAAACUUAUGAAAGUGGACAUCAAGUAUGGGAACAUCGAGAAAAUUGACGCAUUUGCUUUUGCUAACUUAAGCCUUAUUGAAGAAAUAACACUAAGCGAUAACCAAAUCAAAGUUUUGGAAAAGAAUGCGUUCGCUCAUCAUAGAGAUUUAAGUCUUAUUGGAUUGGACUCCAAUAUCAUAACCGAGAUUAACAGAGAUGUUUUCGUUGAACUGCCAUCUUUAGAAAGAUUAUAUCUGACAAACAAUAAAAUAACGACGAUACAUGAUAGGGCCUUUGUGCAUUUAAUUAAUUUAAGUGAGCUUGAAAUAGACAGAAAUGGGCUGUUUAGUUUAAACAGUGAGACUUUUUCCGGAUUAAGAAAUUUGCAAAAAUUAGAUCUCAGUAGUAACAGUCUGGAGGUAAUCGGAGAUAAUACAUUUUUGCCACUUGUAAAAUUGAGAACUCUGAAUUUAGAGGAGAACAAGAUUCAGAUGCUAGACGAGAAAGCAUUUAAUGGCUUAGGGUUAUUGAAUGCCUUGAAUUUAGCGCAUAACAAGCUGAUUACCAUUGAAAAUGUGAAAACAUUUGAAGGUCUGGACUCUUUGACAAGUUUAAGCUUGAAAAGCAACCAGCUUACUGAAUUAAAGCCGCAAGUGAUGUCACCGAUUUUGAGUAAUUUUUACGGCAAUGUUAGCAGUUUGGAUGUGGAAGACAACAACUUCCCCUGCGACUGCCGUUUAGAAUGGUUCAUGUCUCUAAUGAACAAGACACAGAACAGUUACUUGCGGCACGCCACAGAAAAUCUCAAAUGUAACCCCGACGACAACCUUAAGGAACUCUGGACUAAAACUGAAGAUACGGAGAAGAAUACAGGUCAACCGUUAGACGAAGACGAUCCUCCAGCGCAAAACACUGACUACGAAUAUUACGACGACACACAGCUCAAUGGAAAGCUCUUUUACACAGAUAUAAGGGAUUUGGCAAACUGUACCAAUAUCACCUCUCAUGGAUCAACUGCAGGAAAUGAAGGAGCCGCAACGCAGAAAGCCGUAAAAACCACCGUGAAGCAAAAUACCAAAGCAAUCACUAGUCCAGUAACUUCACCUAAGACUAGCACAGAAUAUAGUACGCUGAGGUCAACUGUACGUUCUAACCAAGAUACAUUACUUGAAGCAACGAAACCCAAAGAAGAUAAAAUAGAAAAAGCAAGUAAAGAUAAUGGAACUAAGAGUAAAGAAACAUUCACUACUGUACGUCUAGCUACUGUCUCUGCUAAACCAACUGAACAUAAUUAUGAUCAAGAUAUGGCAUCUGAUGAAGCAAGGCCUGAGAAAAUUAAAGAGCACUCACACAGGAGCAUUCAGGAAGAGAAAAAAACAACUCCUGAAAUGAAUUACAAUAACGCAAUUAGAAAUGUGAACAGUGUCGCUUUAGUAUCUAUUAUAUUAUGCUUUAGACUGUAUUUUUAUUAAAUCACAAAUAUAUUUAGCUCUUUAGUUGAUAAUGUUAAACACUCUCUCACAGUCAUUAAAUUAAACAAUUUUAAGUUU
Molecule: messenger RNA, 2125 nt
Organism: Helicoverpa zea (corn earworm)
Lineage: Eukaryota; Metazoa; Arthropoda; Insecta; Lepidoptera; Noctuidae
Product: connectin-like
Exons: 3
Coding region: 266-2047 (593 amino acids)
Molecular function (GO): protein binding
Source: RefSeq, a predicted model, not a curated record